Molecule: messenger RNA, 1590 nt
Organism: Rhododendron vialii
Lineage: Eukaryota; Viridiplantae; Streptophyta; Magnoliopsida; Ericales; Ericaceae
Exons: 2
Coding region: 780-1418 (212 amino acids)
Source: RefSeq, a predicted model, not a curated record
AUUCUUGGGCGGGAACAAUUCAAAAAAAAAAACAGCAUUCUUGUUCUUGGGCAGACGUCUUCCCGGGCGUCGUCCUGUUCGAGAUAAGUGAUCUCCUCCUCCCCUUCUCCGACCCGACAUCCAAACCCUAACCUGAUUCAGUUGUUAUCAUGCCUCGACCCAAAACCGGAAGCUCAAACCCUAACCCCAAACCCGCGCUUCCCGAUCCUCAGGUUCGACCCAAAAAUGCCACUUCCCAUGAUGAAUUUGCCGUUGCUCAGAUCCCACGGCAGCCAUCCAAGAGUGCUGCUCUGUUCGACACCACUACCCAAGCUCAUCGAUGGAAGAAAUUUCGGGAAAGGGGUAUUUGCACAGGCCGAUUGAUUGAUCUGGAGCCCAAAUACAAGGGACUUAUUUCGGACCAUUUGGAUGCACUAGGUUGGGGAGGUGUCCACAAAAUUGCCGCUUUGUUCAGUAUUCCCACAGAUGGUACGCAAGUAUAUUUUCCAAAGUCAAAGAAGGUGUCGUCAGAAAUGUUGGAUGUUAAGGAUGAGGUUCAUGAGACCCUUACUGGUAAGCCAAAUCUAAUGUCAAAUGAUUUACUGCCUGAGCUUUAAUUACUCAAUCAUUAUAUAACGGACAAUGUGCUUCCCCGUGGGGGAGGUUUCGAUCGAGUUACAUCUUUUCAAAGUUAUCUGUUAACUGUUAUACAAUAUCGUGAAACAUCUUUUCAAAGUUAUCUGUUAUACAAUAUCGUGAAACGAAAUCGCUUGUGCUUACCUUACAUCUUCCUUAAAGAAAUGGCUCUUGUUGGGUCCACAGACAAGAGUUUGCCUUUCGGUGGUUUACUUACACUGGUUUUUGAAGAUCAUGGUAUUGAUUUGCUGGGUGAAGACACCACAAGCUUGAAAGAGCCAUUCAACUCUGCUAGUGCCUCUCGUAUUGGUAAAAAGAACCAAAAACCGGAACACGAACCACAAGUGGCCAAUAUGGAAGAUAGUGAUGAUGCUCCUGAACCUCGGGAGGUUCAUAUGACUGAUGUGGGUGGCCAGACUCAGGGGGAGCAACAACCACAUGAUGGACGCUUUCAACCCUCUCUUGAAGAUCUGUAUCACCGUCAAUAUGAGUUGGAGCAACAGUUUAGACACUUCAGGUCAGAUAAUCAAGCUACACUUGUUGGGAUUCAGUCUAGUCUUGGUGAUCUUCAUGGCAAAAUGGAUCAAGUGUUGCACUACUUUCAGAAUUAUCCUCCAUUCCUCCACCACCGCAACAACCACGUGAUGGACGCUUUCAACCCUCUCUUCACGAUCUGUAUCACCAGUUUAGAGAAUUCAGGUCGGAUAAUCAGUCUAGUCUUGGUGAUCUUCAUGGGAAAAUGGAUCAAGUGUUGCGCUACUUUCAGCAUUAUCCUCCUCCACCUCAACCUGAGCCCUUUUUAGCCUUGCACCACUCGCUCCUAUUCUGUUUUCUUAUCAUGUCAUAUGGGGGGAGAAAUAGAGGCGCUAUGGUAGUGGGAUGAUAGUUUGGAGUCUUGGAGCCCAAUUCAAGUUAUGUAUUGGGAUGAUAGUUUGGAGUCUUGGAGCCCAAUUCAAGUUAUGUAUUUCACUUUCU